Molecule: messenger RNA, 2028 nt
Organism: Malassezia sympodialis ATCC 42132
Lineage: Eukaryota; Fungi; Basidiomycota; Malasseziomycetes; Malasseziales; Malasseziaceae
Source: the annotation of a RefSeq genome assembly
AUGGAGGCGUGGUUCGCCGACCUCGCACGCUGGGUGCGCCGCCAUGAGGCGGCGCUCGCCAGCGACGCGUCGACCACGACGCUGCAGAUCGACCUGUCGCACCUGCACUACCUGCUCGUGCGCUGCGAGGGCCUCGGGCGCGACGUCGGGCCGCUCGAUCUCGAAGUCGCGCCCCCGCGCCCCGUCGCGCGCCCCGCCGACGAGACGCGCAGCCUGUUCUCGAUCCAGGACACACUGCACAGCCUCUCGACGUGGUGGGGGCCGAGCGACGCGCCCGACGACCGCGUGUUCCGCUACCUGCACACGCAGUGCAUGCGCGUCCGCCGCCUGCGCCUCACGCCGGCCACGGGCGCGCCGGGCCUCGCGGACUUUCCCGGCGCACACGCCACGCCGCUGCACACGUUCAAGUCGCUGACGCACCUCACGCUCGACGGCGUCCCGCCGGCGGCCGUCGUCGGGUGGGACCGCCUGUGCGUGCAGCUGACGCACCUGACCGCGCUGCACACCGGCGUGCCGGACAUGGCCGACGUGUUUGUCGACCUCGUGCGCCGCGACACACGCCGUGACUCGCUCCCUGCGGCGGCGUGGCACGCGCUCCGGCACGUCGCGCUGCCGCACAACGAGCUCACGUUCCUCUCGUCCGACGCCCUCGACGCCCUACCGGCGCUCGCGCACCUCGACGUGAGCCACAACCUGCUCAACGCCGUGCCGCCCGCCCUCGACUCGGCGCCGCAUCUCCAGUCGCUCAGCGUCGCGGACAACCUGAUCGAUAGCGUGCUCGGCAUCUACCACACGCUCCCCCACAUCCGCGCGCUCGACUUGCGUGGCAACCGCGUGGACAGCCUCUGUGGCGUCGAGCGCCUCGCGCGCCUCGCGCAGCUGGACCUGCGCGACAACCUCGUGGCGGACGUGCGCGAGGUCGGGCGCCUCGCGACGCUGCCGCAUCUCUCGCACGUGUGGAUCGCCGGCAACCCCGUGCUGCGCGCCGAGCCCGAUGCGCGCGUCGCGUGCCUCGCCGAAUUUGCGCUCGAGCGCCACGCCGUCGUCCUCGACGACGCCGCGCCGAGCUUCUGGGAGCGCCGGCGCCUUGCCGAGCGCCUCUCGCACCAGGUCCCUGCCGGCGCGUCGCGCGGCGGCGAGCUGUCCGCGUACCGCGAGCGCAUCGAGCAGCUGCGCUCGCGGCAGGGCGACGACUGGCUGCGCACCGUCGCGCGCAGCGAGCUCGGCGAGGACGCGAGUGCGUUUCCGGUGCAUGCCGUCGUGGAGGUCGCGCCGAUCGAGUCGUUCCCGUGGCCGGUGCGCUCGUUCGUGCGCGUCGUGUCGCACCCCGUGGGCGCUGCGGCGGUGAGUGCGGCGGCGCUCGGCGGCGGCGCCUUUCUGUGGUGGCGCUUUUUCCGGCGCAUCCCGUCCGCCGCGUACAUUACGCCCGCCGUGCUGCGCUCGCGGCGCAUGCUCGUGGGCCGCGUACGUACUUACUACUUACGCAGCGUGGGCGACGCGGAUGGCUUCCGUCUGUACCACACGCCGGGCCUGCCGCUCCUGCGCUCGUGGUGGCACCGUGUGCCGACGCAGGCGAGCGAGCUGCGGCGCGAGACCAUCUCGGUGCGCCUCGCGGGCGCCGACGCCCCUGAGGCCGCGCACUUUGGGCGCGAGGGCCAGCCCUUUGCGGACGAGGCGCGCGCCGAGCUGCGGCGCCUCAUCGAGGGCCGCACCGUGUGGCUCGACAUGGCGCACAUCGACCAGUACCAGCGGCUCGUCGGCGUCCCGUACGUGUGGCGCUGGCCGUACGUGUGGGGCCGCACGAACGUGUCGCUCGCGCUCGUGCGCCGCGGCCUCGCGACCGUGUACCGCAGCGCAGGCGCUGCGUACGGCUCGGCGGGGUGGCUCAGCCGCUGGCUCCUGCAUGCCUCGUCCGGCCGCGCGGCGUUUGAGCGCGCCGAGGAACACGCGCGGCGCUGCCGCCUGGGCAUGUGGAGCCUGGGCCGGAAGCUCGAGACGCCCGGCGCGUACAAGCACCGCAUGCGCUAG